AUGCUUCCUCAUUCUGAACCGCGUUUAUCAACUACCGUCGAGAAACACCCUCUGCUUGGAGAUGAAGAAGAUGAGGAAAUCGAAUCUAUAUACCAGAAGGAUAAUCUGAAGCUAUCGAAAAAGCUUCCUGCAAGACGCGUAUUAUGGACUCACGUGGUUAUAUCACUUGUUACACUGUUUCUCGGAUUUACAAUUGGUUUUGCUCUUUCCUAUUAUAUGAAACCUGAUGCACAUCAACUUCAAACAAGCACUUAUUCCCCAGCCCAAAGUGUCAUCAGCUAUUCACAGCAGAGAAUCCACCCUCAGGGCCCAGAGACAUACUGGGGCACUCCAACUGUGGAGCAGACCAAAUCGUGGGAGAGACUGCUCGAACCGGUCAUGAUGCGAGCUUCUUACGAAGAGAUGGCCUUGGCAGGCGAAGACCCAGAUAACUCCAUCGAACUUUUAGACGGCGGAUAUCUCGCCUCGUUGGGGGUCUACCACGAUCUCCACUGCCUACGUCGCGUUCGUUUCUUUCUUUACGCGGACCACUUUUACCCCGACAUGACGGAAAAGCAGCGAGUUAACGAGCAAAGACACGUUGAGCAUUGCCUCGAAGCGCUCCGUGUUAGUACCAUGUGCACGGGAAGCACCGGGCUCUGGUCAUUCGAGUGGCAGCCUAAUGUUACCAAAGCUCAUGCCAAGACCGAUGCUCAGCGGAGUUGUGUGGACUGGGAUGCACUGGAUAACUGGACGCGCGAGCGAGCUGUGGGGUUCAAUCCGCCGCUGAAACCACGACCUCAAGGUCUGUGA
This is a messenger RNA of Lachnellula hyalina, 792 nucleotides long. RefSeq lists its product as uncharacterized. Bases 1 to 792 code for a protein of 263 amino acids. The record is from RefSeq and is a predicted model, not a curated record. The transcript is spliced from 5 exons. NCBI's taxonomy places the organism in Eukaryota, Fungi, Ascomycota, Leotiomycetes, Helotiales, Lachnaceae. Gene Ontology annotation, biological process: mycotoxin biosynthetic process.